AUGGAUCCUAACAACGUACCCACAAACACCGAGGCCGAGUUGGAGUCCUUCCGUCGGAAAUGGAGAGAAGAGGUCACCGCCCGCUCAAAGGCCCAGGCGCCUGCUGCAUCAUCGAGCAAGCCCCGUCCAACCAAGGCCAACCCAACACAGGCUCAGUCUCACGCCCACUCACACGCUCGUAAAUUAAGUCUAGAGGGCGGCGACGAGGUUCAAUCUUACAUAUACCACAAUCUCGACGACAAGCAGCAUGGCCGGAGACUGGAUGAAACACCCGCUCAGACCGCUGCCGCUCUUGCAAAAGGCAAAGAACCUACCUCUGCUCUGGAGCAUUAUGAGAAGGCUGUAGAAAAGGAGAGCCAGGGCAAUCUGGGGGAAAGUGUAGACUUGUAUAGAAAGGCUUUCAAGCUCGACUCUAGAGUACAGGAUGUAUACAAAGCAAAACAUUAUCCACCAUCCUACUUCAAGAAACUUCAAGUACAACAUAUACCUGCUGCUUCAUCUUCAUCGACAGCCCCAGCACCGGUGUCGAAACCACAGGACCCAAAUCCCUCCAAUGCCUCGGUCACGGUACCAAACACCGCCCACCACUCCCUUCAUGGCCUUUCCUCUUCUUUGCAGACCUUAAUCAGCGGAUACUCGCAAACCUCUAUUCUUGGCGAGCCUCCGCCAACAGAUCUCAGCCCCACACCACCAUGUCCCAUCGCCAGCAUUCCCGAGGAAAUAGUCGUCGAGAUUCUCGAGCAGCUCGCCGUGCAGGAUCUCGCCUCAUUUGUCCGCCUAUCCCAAGUAUGCAAACGCCUCGCCUACUUGGUACUGACCGAAGACCGAGUCUGGAAACGUCUAGCCCUGGGUGAUGAGUACGGCUUUGGGGGCAUGCACUACACCUAUACCUGUGGCAUUGACGGCAAACCGCUCGAAGACGAAGAGGGCAUCAUCCUGGGCACCUCCAACCUCAAUCUCUCAGACUCAGACGAUACGGAACAGUUCACUCCAGACCCAGACCCUUCUCCCGCAGCACUAACCCAGCUCCUGGUUCCCUCACCAUACCCCAGCUACCGCACGCUGUUCCGCCAGCGACCCCGCAUCCGUUUCAACGGGUGCUACAUCAGUACAGUCAACUACGCGCGCCCCGGCCAGGCCCAACCGACAACCUCAACCUGGAACUCGCCCAUCCACAUUGUCACCUACUUCCGCUACCUACGUUUCCUCCGCGACGGAACCUGCAUCUCGCUGCUGACCACCUCGGAACCUCCAGACGUAGUACCUUAUCUGUACAUUGAGCACCUGCACAAAAACCAUCAUAAUCUCCCCACCGCCCCCAUGAAAGACGCCGUCCUUGGCCGUUGGCGCCUCAGUGGCCCGGAAAUCCCCUUGACGCCCGGCGAAGAGGCUCUGGACGUGGAGACUGAAAAGGAAGGAACUUUGCAUAUUGAGACGCCUGGCGCAACACCCAAAUACAUAUAUAGAAUGGCCCUCACCGUCGGCAGUGCCGGCAAGAACGCAAAGAUCAACAGACUUGUCUGGCAGGGUUACUGGAGCUACAACCGCUUGACGGACGAUUGGGCAGAGUUUGGCUUGAAGAACGAUCGCGCCUAUUAUUUCAGUAGAGUCAAGAGCUAUGGCAUGAGCUGGGAUGAAAGGGGUAUCAAGCCCUAUUAG
Messenger RNA from Bipolaris victoriae FI3, 1659 nucleotides. RefSeq lists its product as hypothetical. The transcript has 2 exons. Gene Ontology annotation, cellular component: SCF ubiquitin ligase complex. Gene Ontology annotation, biological process: SCF-dependent proteasomal ubiquitin-dependent protein catabolic process. NCBI's taxonomy places the organism in Eukaryota, Fungi, Ascomycota, Dothideomycetes, Pleosporales, Pleosporaceae. Gene Ontology annotation, molecular function: protein binding. Bases 1 to 1659 code for a protein of 552 amino acids. The record is from RefSeq and is a predicted model, not a curated record.